AUGUCUCUGCUUCUCAUUCUUCUGUCACCUUUCACCCUCGCAGCCGUUCUCUCUCCAUCUGGUGAAGGCCUUCGUUCCCAUUCCUUAGAGUUGCGACCUCCCAACGACUCGAGUCCACAAGGUCCUUCAAUCUACAAGGGUCCGCCAUUGAAUGUUAGCUCUCUGGGAGAUAAACACCGGCACGUCACGAUUCUGUCAGCCCAUAUAGACCCUGCUCUUGGACCGCGUUGCGGCCCCGGACUGGGCAAUUGUCAAGAUGGCCUUUGCUGCUCACCUGCAGGAUUCUGUGGUUCUACGGGUGACCAUUGUCGCUCACCGGACUGUCAGCUCGAUUAUGGCAGCUGCGAUGCCAGCAAAACUCCACAAGGCCUGUCGACCGCAGAUAUACCCCGGCCUCAGAUUGGCGCAGUACCAUACGGUCAAAAGAUCUAUUCGUGUACUGUUCCCAAAACUAUUGCCCUGACCUUCGAUGAUGGCCCCAACAUUUACACCAGUGCCCUUCUUGAUACCCUGGAUUCGUUCAAUGCAAAGGCAACUUUCUUUAUUUCCGGUGUGAAUUCUGGAAAGGGCCAAAUCGACGAUUUUACUUUGCCAUGGGGUACAUUGAUCCAGCGUAUGCACCGCAGCGGUCAUCAAAUAGCAAGCCAUACCUGGUCCCAUCAAGACUUGAGCAGGAUUUCUCCAUCGCAACGUCGGGACCAGAUCCUCAAGAAUGAGGCUGCUAUUCGGAACAUACUCGGGGGUGUUCCGACAUACAUACGUCCUCCUUAUUCAAGCUGCACCACCGAAUCAGGCUGCAUGGACGACAUGAAUCGAUUUGGAUACCAUGUGACGUACUUCAAUCUAGACACGGAUGACUACAACAAUGAUCACCCUCUCUACAUCCAGCGAUCCAAAGAUAUCUUCGACAGGGCCAUGUCGAUGCAAAAUCCUCCCGGCCGACCAUUUCUGUUAAUUGCACAUGAUGUACAUGAGCAGACCGUACACAAUCUCACUGCUCACAUUCUUCGAAAGACUUACGAUGCAGGUUAUCGUGCCGUUACGGUCGGUGAAUGCUUGGAUGAUCCAAGAGAUUUCUGGUAUCGCUGGGACUACAGGCGCUAG
Rasamsonia emersonii CBS 393.64 is the source of this 1104-nucleotide messenger RNA. Its product is annotated as Chitin deacetylase. Bases 1 to 1104 code for a protein of 367 amino acids. Gene Ontology annotation, biological process: carbohydrate metabolic process. The record is from RefSeq and is a predicted model, not a curated record. The transcript has 2 exons. Gene Ontology annotation, molecular function: chitin binding; hydrolase activity, acting on carbon-nitrogen (but not peptide) bonds. NCBI's taxonomy places the organism in Eukaryota, Fungi, Ascomycota, Eurotiomycetes, Eurotiales, Trichocomaceae.